Eublepharis macularius is the source of this 399-nucleotide messenger RNA. RefSeq names its product myelin P2 protein-like. The record is from RefSeq and is a predicted model, not a curated record. NCBI's taxonomy places the organism in Eukaryota, Metazoa, Chordata, Lepidosauria, Squamata, Eublepharidae. Gene Ontology annotation, molecular function: fatty acid binding. Bases 1 to 399 code for a protein of 132 amino acids. The transcript is spliced from 4 exons. Gene Ontology annotation, biological process: fatty acid transport. Gene Ontology annotation, cellular component: cytosol; nucleus.
AUGUCUGAGCAGUUCUUAGGCACUUGGAAACUCAUCUCCAGUGAAAAUUUUGAUGAGUAUAUGAAAGAAUUGGGAGUAAGUUUUGCCCAAAGGAAAAUAGGCAGCCUAGCCAAACCCCAAGUGACCAUCACCCUGGACAAAGAUGUUACCACCAUUAGAACAGAGACUGGCUUCAAGAUUAAUGAAAUCUCCUUUCGACUGGGCCAAGAGUUUGAGGAAGUAACAAUGGAUAACAGGAAAGCCAAGAGUAUUAUAACCAGGGACAAUGGUGGACUGAUGCAUGUGCAGAAAUGGAAUGGCAACCAUACAACCAUCAAAAGAAAAUUAGUACAGGGGAAAAUGGUGUUGGAAUAUACCAUGAAUGACAUCACCUGCACUCGGGUCUAUGAAAGAGUAUAA